This is a messenger RNA of Eriocheir sinensis (Chinese mitten crab), 9237 nucleotides long. Its product is annotated as signal-induced proliferation-associated 1-like protein 3. Gene Ontology annotation, biological process: activation of GTPase activity; regulation of small GTPase mediated signal transduction. The transcript is spliced from 22 exons. The coding region runs from base 685 to 6114 and encodes 1809 amino acids. The record is from RefSeq and is a predicted model, not a curated record. Gene Ontology annotation, cellular component: cytoplasm. Gene Ontology annotation, molecular function: protein binding; GTPase activator activity. NCBI's taxonomy places the organism in Eukaryota, Metazoa, Arthropoda, Malacostraca, Decapoda, Varunidae.
CAUCCCACAGCAGUACACAACUCCGCACUCAUUCAUUGGUAGGGUCAAGGAGGGAAGCUUCACAUUUUACUCAUUUCCACCUCCCCCUGACCCUCCCGCGUGAUCCCGUAGUGCCAGCAGUGCCAUUAGAACCCUGAGGAAUACAACCCGAGUGCCAAAAGUGUCUGAGAGUGCCUGGAAAUGCGUUAAAUAAGGGUGUGAAUGCCUCUUCCCAGCGGUGAAUCCUCGUGGUGAGCUUGGUGAGUCAGGGAGUGAGUCUUGGUGAUGGAGGUGCUGCCCGGAGGUGGUGGCAGCUUGACACGGCAGCUCACAGCUCUCUGCUCCCCCCCACACCCAGCAGCCCCUGACCCAGCCCACACCCGGGCCACACUUGUCUCCUGCCCCGGAAGCUUCCUGGCAGCUCAAGACCAGCCUUCCCCUGGCCCGUGGAGCUUGGCCUCCCCAGGCCCCCGGCAACAGUGUGACGGGGAGGAGAGUGUGUUUGGCCGGGUGACAAGAUGAGCGGCCCCGUCCAGUGCCUUGACCGAGGGGCUGACGCCGCGAACGGUCCCGAGUGUGCGUGUGUGUGUGUGUGGGCGUGCUGAGCGGCGGGGAGACACAUGCCCGACACAGCCGCCAGCCGCCACCACCAGUGUGACAGAGACCACAGUGUGCGGCCGCCAUGCCAGCCACCCCUGGCAGGCAAUGAGGAAGGCCGAAGUGAUGAACGUUGGCCCAGCGGCCGUGAUGGGCCGGGGCACCGCGGGCCGUGCCCUGGCCGGGCUGGGUGGGCCAGUGAGCUCCCUGGACUGUGGCCCGCUGCUGGGGGCGGCCCCGGCCCACUCAGCUAAUGUUAUCAACAAUAAUGUGGAAGCCAACGGCCUGGAGGACACGGCAGCCAACAACAACAACAAUAACAACAACAAAACCAGCAACAGCAACAACAAUAACAACGGCAGCAGUGGUGGCAGCAGCAGCAGCAACAACAGCAGCCAUAAGUCGAGUGUGGGGCGGCGCAAGGGGGGGGAGGGGUGGGUCGGGGAUGGGGUAGAGCAGGGAUCGCUGGGCUAUGUCAGCGAGCGCGUCCGAGCGCUCAGCAUCAGUGACAGGUCGCGGGGCGGCGGCCACAGGUUUGGCUCGGCAGACCUCCGGGCGUCCUAUAAUGAGCGGCUGCGAUCAGGGCCAACCAGCCUCCAGCCUCCGGGGCGGGCCGGGCCAGGACCACGGCCAGGCCAGGAGGUGGGCGGGGGCUUUGUGUACCUGCGAGGGCCCAUGGCUGGCGGAUUGUACCGCAGCAACUCCUCCCUCGACCUGGAGCAUGAAGGGGAGGAGCCGCCGCCGCCCUCACCGCUGCGCCGUGAGUACGGCUCCCACGGCUCCAUUAAUGUGGCCGCCGCGCCGCCGGAGGCACUCUACUCCAUCCUCAGGGACCUGCAGCCCCCCAGCCAGGCACUCCGCGGCACCCAGAGUGAGGUCAGCGGGGCGCCAGUGCCAGGGGAGGCCGAGGCCACCUCCCCAAAGGCGCGCUCCAAGUUCCAGCGGCUCUGGGACCGAGACAAAUCAUCCAUCUUCAAAAAGCUGCGGUCUAGUAAGGGCUCUGAGGCUGCCAAGGCCGACAAUGCUUCAGACUCCAGCGGGAGUGGGGCGGGGCGGUCCCAGCGCCCCACUGAGGCCAACGGAGACUCUGACAGCAGGGGGGAAGAUGUACCGGCCGGCGCCCCAGCCAGACGCUCGGCGUUUGCCCACUACGACUGCCGGUCAAUGGCCGCUCAGUUCAGCACCAGCCAGACCCGGCAGCUGUUGGCCGAACGCUCCAACACCACCACUGGCGCCUCGGCCGCUGCCAUGGCCGCGGCGCCACACCAUGACAGCACCGAAGACCUUGGCCCCGAGGAGCUGGACCCGGGGGACGGCCGCAGCAACAGCCUCAUCAACAGCUGCCCGUUCUUCCGCAAUGAGUUGGGAGGCGAGGGCGAGCGGGUGGUCAGCCUCAGCAGGGACUGGGGCAGCGGCAGCAGUGGUGGGGGUCCCCUAGCAUCCGCCAGCCUCCACCGGCCUGUGGCCGCCUCCACGCUGGGUCUGCUGGAGCCUCUGCCAGGACUGUCACACUGGCAGAUGACCCUGUGUCCCUACGUCAGGAGUCCCCUUACGGUGGAGGCGGUGGACCAGGGCGCAACCUACUACAGGAACUACUUCUGUGGACAAGAACACCACAACUGGUUUGGCAUGGAUGACACGCUGGGUCCCGUGGCCGUCAGCAUCCGGCGCGAGAAGGUGGAGGAGGCGAUGGACAGCGCCCACAGCCUGCCCACCUACCAGCACCGCCUCAUCGUGCGCAGCGCCGAGUUGUUCAGCUGCCAAGGCACGGUACUGGAGGAGAGUCUGGGCCGGCCGGGGGGUGAGAAGGGGCGCAGUCCUGGUGUGCGGGAGGCCCUGGAGUAUGUGUGUCCCCAGCUCUCCCUCAGCUGCCUGCGCCUCGGCCAGUCUGGGUCACACACGGAGGAGGCGCUCGCUAGACUGGAUGAGCUCGGAGUCCACAACAAGUUUAAGGUCGGCGUGCUGUACUGCCGCGCCGGCCAGACCACCGAGGAGGAGAUGUACAACAACGAGAGUGCGGGCCCGGCCUUCUCGGAGUUCCUGGAGAUGCUUGGCCAGCGCGUCAGACUCAAGGACUUCGACAAAUACCGGGGCGGCCUGGACAAGAAAACGGACUCCACGGGGCUGUACAGCGUCUACAACCAGUACCGGGACAUGGAGGUGAUGUUCCAUGUCUCGACGCUGCUCCCCUUCACCCCAAACAACCGCAAGCAGCUCCUCCGCAAACGACACAUCGGGAACGACAUCGUGACCAUCAUCUUCCAGGAGCCCGGAGCACCGCCCUUCAGCCCCAGGCAUAUCCGCAGCCACUUCCAGCACGUGUUCAUUGUGGUCCAGGCCAUCAACCCCUGCACCGAGAACACGCAGUACAGAGUGACGGUGAGCCGGUUCAGGGAUGUGCCUCUCUUCGGCCCCAUGAUGCCAGAGGGCGCCACCUUCCCCAAGUCCAAGGCCUUCACUGACUUCCUCCUGGCCAAAGCCAUCAACGGUGAAAUGGCCGCCCUGCGCUCGGAGAAGUUUGCCGCCAUGGCGACGCGUACCAGACACGAGUACCUGAAGGACCUGGCGCUGAACCACUCCACCUCCACCACCCUCGACACCUCCACCAAAUUCUCACUCAUGGGAUUCUCAAGAGGCAGCAAAAAGGACAAGCGUGGCAUUAAGUACAUUCCAGAGGCCUCGGUGCGCGGGGCUCUCUCAUGGCCGCUGACGGUGCACGACGCGGCGCUGCAACAGAACGUGGACUGUGUGCUGGGCAUCUCGGCGGACUCCCUGGUGGUGGUGGAGGAGGCUUCGGCGGCUGUGAUCUUCGCCGCGCCCUGCAAGAGUGUCAUCGGUUGGACCCUCAGGCCGCAGCAGGGGCUGCGGGUCUUCUACCACCAGGGGGAAUGCUUGCUAGUCCACCUUCGCCCUGGGACCCCCGAGGCGGAGGGUGAGGAGGUGCUGGCGGAGGUGGUGGCCAGACUUUCCGCCGUCACCCAGGGAGCAGAGACUCAGGACCUGGUGCUGCGACGCAAUCCUGCCGGCCUGCUGGGGUUCAACGUGCAGCAGGAUGGCGUCAUCACCGAGGUGGAGCCGUACGGUCUGGCCUCACAGGCGGGGCUGCGGCAAGGCGCCAGGCUGGUCGAGAUCUGCACUGUCACCCUCGCCACACUGUCCCAGGAGCAGAUGGUGGACCUCCUCAAGACCUCCAUGACCGUCACCGUCACUGUGGUGCCGCCACACCCUGACGGGGCGCCCCGCCGGGGGUGUAACGUCCCCACCUGUGGCUUCCUCCUGGGGGGCAGCGAGGGGGACUACGAGAACCUCACCACGCCGGAGCAGCUGUCUGGCCGCAAGCACCACCACCACCACCACCACCAUCACCACCCGCACCACCACCGCAAGUCGCACCACCGGGAAGGACCCAGGUAUGACCGCAGCCUGUCGCCUCCACGUUCCAGCAGCAGCUCAGGCUAUGGCACUGGCAGCUCCUCGCGCUCCUUCUCCGACCACCUGGACCCUGCACGGACCGCCCCGCACACCUCCCUGGACCACCCCGGCGACAGACAGAACAACAACACCACCACAAACAACGCCGCCAACAACAACAACAACAACAGUGGCAGCAGCAGCGGGGACUACGAGACAGCCGGGGAAGGCGAGCGCAGCGGUGGCGGCGGCGAGGCGACCGGAACCCUGUCCAGCACCAGCUCCGGCCACUCGAGCGACCGAUGGACCGAACCGCUAGACGAGCCAGCUGACUCUCCCCCACCCCCCCUCCCUGCACGCUCAGCCCAGAGCACCAAGAGACGCGGGGAGUUCUUUCACCCAUUCCAGGGGCGCGGCACGACCUCCUCCCCCGCCACCCACCACCACCACCCCCAACACCCACACCAGCACCAGCCAGCAUUCCCCACACCACAGCAACCCCCUCCGUCAGCCUCCCCUACGACAUACCCCACACUACACCACCCCACGUACACCUCCAGCUCCCCCGCCCCACCCCCCACCACGGGAUGCCCCUCCGCUUCCCCCUCGCCCACCCUGGCCUGGCCCCACCUCCCCCAUGAGUCCCCACAGGCCUCGGACAACGAUAAUUACGCGGUACCUCCCCCCCACCCCCGACCGCUGCUUCCUGCCACCUCGGAGGAGUCAUCGCGAGUGCCCAGCGUGGGUGACUACGACAACGCUCCCCUGCGGCCCAGCGAGGCGACGGCAGCGGUGCGCGUGAGGAGCGGCAGCAGCGAUCAUGCCGUCCCCAGCCCCCCGCCAGGCAUCACCCAGGGACAGGUGAGUGAGUACCUGGCGUGGCGUAACGAGCGUCUCAACGGUAACAUGCGGUCCAGUAGUCUCCCCGGCCACCUGCCUCGCCCCCCCGGCCAGGACGACACGCCAGCCUCCGCCCUCGACCGCCUCCACCCCACACGCAGCGAAGAUGAGCUCUCAGGGGGCAGCGGCUCCCCCAGCAGCCGCCGCCAGCACCGUGGGGGGAGCGUCACCCCCUCCUCCGCAUCCUCCCGGAACCAGUCACCGCGCACAGUGGCGGCGGAGGCCCGGUUGAGGCAGGCGGCUGCACCACGCAAGACCAGCCAGCGCAACUCGGCCAACCUCGGUGCCUCAUCAAACCUUCAGGAAGAACUGUUUCGCCUCAUCAACCCGGACUACAUAUCAGAUAGUGACGCCUCACGGGAGGGAGCCGAGCGGCCGCGAGCAUACAGUCUUGGGGUGCCCACCGUCAGCCGCAGCACCACCACCACAGACAAACCCUCAACCAAGGCGGGAGGAGCAGGAGGGCCAGGUGGUGAGCGUAACAACCCUCCCAUGCAUUUACUGAGCUCCAGCAAGCCCCCGCCCCCCCAGGCCACAAGCAUGGGGUACAGGAGCCACACUCAGCAGCCACACCCGGCCCUCGUUCCACCCAUGGCCCGAGACAGCCCUCCCGACGGGCAGCAACAGAGCACCCAACAGACGGAGGUGGCCGAGGUGGUGGUCUUGACUGCCCGGCCGGCCACCGUCAUCUCAAAUUCAUCCGCCUCCAGCCCAGCGCCGGCCACGGAGCAGAAGGGUGGGCUGGCGGCAGACCACCGGCUCAGGGGACAGAAGGACAGCAAAGGCCACGGGCGCAGUGACCCCCCAGAGGACAAGAAGACUCAGGACAGCAGCGGGUGGGAGCGCGGCAAUGGCCCAGGGCUCGACGUUGACCAGGAGUGGACCAGCCUGGUGAACACGGCGACCCAGGCCAUCGAGAAGAGCGUAGAAGUGGGGGGAGGGCCGGCCCGUCCCCCGCCCCCAGCCCCCUCCCAGUGGCCGCCCCACCACCUCCCCCAACACAGGGCGGGCGACGGCAGUGGUGGGUCAGAAACGCCCAUCCUGCACGACCGCGUGGUACAGCUGGAGCGGCGUCUGGCGGCCGAGCAGCAGCGGUCAGAGCAGCUGGAGGAUGAGGUGAGUCAGCUGCGCAGCGAAAACCGCAAGCUGCAGGAGGACAGCCGCGCCGCUGCCCAGCAGCUGCACCAGUUCACCGAGUGGUUCUUCAACACCAUCGACAAGACGUGAAGAAGAGAGUGCCGGCUGGUGCUACUGUCUCACUCCUCCAGCACAUCUCAACCCCCCCAGAGAAAGGUGGAUACUGUCACCUCCUUCAGCAGCUACUCCACCUGUCUCUCCCCCAGCACCCCCAAAGAUAGGGAGGGUGUUGUUACCCUCCCCUGCAGCUGACCCACCUGUCUCUCUCACCCCCAAAGAUAUAGACUUACAGAGGGUACUUCACCCCCCCACACCCACGCUGCACCAGUUCACCGAGUGGUUGGUCAUCAGUGACGAGACAAGAAGCAACACACACCCAGCUUCCUGUCUCUGGUGGUUCAUUGUGCAGACAGCAGCCAGAUUGUAUUCUCAGCAGCUAGAAGUUGGUCUCCGGGGCAGCUUCAGACUUCAGCCAUAACACAACAACUUCUGUGGCCUUGAGCAUAUCUAUAAAGUUUAAUUAAUGAUUCAGAGGAGCGAACAUAUCAACUGCUUUGCAGAACUGCCUGUAGUGCUCUUGUUUUAUGACUUGUUCAACACAGUGUAGUAGUCAUGUGUACUUCCAUGUAUCUUUGAAACAUAUUACUCAUGAUAAUACAGGCUUGCUGAUCCCAAGGCUGUAGCUCUGGCAGCAAACAAAUUUGCUCUCAAUGUUUUCUGGAGACUGCAGCCAAAACACAUCGUGCAGGAACAACGAGCUGAACUGGAAAGCAUUGUAUUCAAGAUGUACUAAUAGCUUUUGUUGGUACCCAAUUGGCGCAGAACAGGGAUUUAAUUAAGCCGGGACACCUGUCCCACUCAGCCUCUUCUCAUGUCUCACCCGGGCUGCCUCCAUCCCUCGUCAGCCGCUGAGAGAACUCGGCAAGCCUACUUAACUCUAACCUGAGCUGAAAGUGCCUUUUUUCAUUGUUACCAAGCUGGCGUUGCCCCACACUCCUGCCGGUGGGCUCCACUGCACCUCACCCACCCCCACCAGCUGCCCCACACAGCCACGAGGAGAGCCCGGGCAGCGCCGCAUUGUUUGUCUUACUCCCCAAAUGGAACUCCUCCGAGUGCCUCGUCUCUACAUGUUGACUAAAGCCAAAGAGUGUUUUGUUUCUCCCUCUGGGAUCGAGAAAAUUUAUUGACCGUGAUGUACAAUAAACAAAGCGUUUAAGCCAAGUAACUGAAGCUAGGAUGUAAGGUGCCAGCCCUGCCCUGGUCUGUAUUUAGUAAUGUUGCAGCAAAUGUGUGCGCUGAGAGGAUUAUCUUGUCUAAAAAGAUCUUUUGUUGUGAAUUUAAGGACUAAAUUUAGAAUCCACUAUAAUUAUUUUGAGUUUGGAUCUGUGUGUGUGUGUGUGUGUGUGUGUGUGUGGACGCUGCAACACUUAGCACUUUUAGGACUAUUAGAGUAUAUUGAUUACUUUUGUAUCAGUUUUUAUUUUUGUCUGUAAUAGAAUAAUAGAAAGUUAACCUGAACCCACAUGUCUUUCUCCCUCUGAACGGGGCCAGAAAACCACCAAGCAUACCGAGUACAACUUUAUUAUUAACAAUAUACCAUUACAUAUUAAUACCGUUUAUACAAUGCACACACCUUUAACAAUGACAACCAGAGCCAUCCACAGAACAGGACGAUGGAAAGCACAUACUGCGGAGCCCCAUCAACCCUCGCGACACACAACCCUUCCUUGAGCCUUUGCGUUGUUCCCUUGGCAAACAGCGGCCAGAGGAACAGUACCAGUGAUUUGAUUGGGGUCUGUUGAUCUGUCGCGUCCCCCGGCCACGAUUUGCCAAAGAUACAACGCAACGCUUACGAAAAGUAGUCUCUGCCGAAGGUUCACGUGCAUCACAUCCACACGGAAUGUUGAUUUCUUAGUUGCAUUAGUGAUUAAAUUUUCCCCCACGAUAUACUCCUGCAAUAUCUCCAGACUAAUAAAAAUAAUCAAUAAAACGUACACACGAUGACAGCAACCUCCCUCUAUAUGUACCUACAGGAUCACCUACACUGCCGACGGCUAGGCGGUCCGAGCCGCCCGCCAGGUGGUGAGACAGGCGGCUGUUGUGCUCAGAAGGUUUUGUUAAGGCCUGGCAGGACCCGCAGUAAUAAAUAAAGGCAAAUGCCGCCCUGCCAGGACCGCCGGGCAGGGACGGCAGCUGCUGGGUCUCUGCCACGCCGUUUCCCCCACCUCUGCCGUGCCACUCUCUCGCCCUAACCUUCCCUAAGCAUCCCUAAGGGUCUAGACGUUACCUGACACUACAAAGUAUUCAAACGACUGUAUGAUAAGUACUUAAGUUACUUCAAGGCCGGCUGGCUUACUCUGUACCUCAAAAGAAUAAGCUAAUUUAUCUGUAGCUGUAUAUAGAUGUAGUAAAAGUUUCUCUCAAUGUUGACUAUGUGCAUGCAGAGGCAGUGUGUGUACCUAACCGUGUGUACGUCAAAGGACAGACACGCACACAACGUACGACACCCUCUCUACACACUGCCAGCUGAUCUAAGGCUUCCCACUGGGCAGCGUGGGGCUAGAUGUACAACCAUAAAGUGUCAGUUUCACGGGUCUGUUUGCCGGCUGCUCUUGGCUGCUUGUGAUGGCUGUCUGGCUGCUGAGGGGCAAUGAGUACUUUGUGCAAUCCAUCUUAGUGGUGUUGGUGCUGCCGCUUCAUCCACGUGCUCCACUAAGGUGAAGCAGGAUGACCCAUGAGGGAAUAUUAGCCAAAAAUACAUCUUAGGACAUGUUACCCAGGAUGCAUCGUGAGGGGGUGCUGCCCGCCUCGCGACGCACAGGAAGACAACAUAAACAGCCUAGAAACAAGACACAAAUGGGGUCCUUGUUGGACGUCCACACUGAAGUCACGGCAAACUAGAGCAGCAGCAGCAGCAGCAGCGUUGUUGUUGGUGGUGGCAGCGGCAAUAUUACGAGGAGGCUUAAGUGGGGAAGGGGAGGAGGGGGGGAGGAGGGCGGCAUCACAAUUUACAUUUAUACAUAUACAGGCAAACCACCUCCUGGCUCGGCAAAGAAAGGCCCCUGGGAAUUAUGCACUGGUCUCUCUCCGCACACCACAGAUGGGUUACGAUAUACAUAUUAUUUAUAACAGUUAAAAUAUUCACAUCAAUAACCAACGUCACAUGAGGAUGGAUGAAGGGAUGAGAGGAAGGAAGGAAAUGGAAGAGAAAGG